This is a messenger RNA of Hydractinia symbiolongicarpus, 1958 nucleotides long. RefSeq names its product multiple epidermal growth factor-like domains protein 6. The coding region runs from base 65 to 1435 and encodes 456 amino acids. Lineage: Eukaryota; Metazoa; Cnidaria; Hydrozoa; Anthoathecata; Hydractiniidae. The record is from RefSeq and is a predicted model, not a curated record. The transcript has 3 exons.
AGGCGAAGUGAUUGAUAUUGACUAGGGACACGUAAAGGCAGAAAGACGAAGAAAAAAACACAUAAUGUUUGCAUCAAAGCUUCUCUUUUUGCUUCUGGUGGUAGCUGUGAUAGUGCAGACAGAUUGCUGGAGACGUCGCAGAAGACGCAGAAGUUGCAACAGAAGAAAUUGCGUCACUUCAUGGGGAGCAUGGUCUGCUUGUACUUGCGCGAACCGAAGAACAAGAACGUUAAGGAUUGUUGCCCACCCUGUUUGUGGGGGUGCUGCUUGUCCGGCAUUGACCACUCAGACAGGUUCAUGUAUUUCACCCCACAGACGAAAUUGUGUCACUUCAUGGGGAGCAUGGUCUGCUUGUACUUGCGCAAAUCGAAGAACAAGAACGUUAAGGAUUGUUUCCCAUCCUGCUUGCGGUGGUGCUGCUUGUCCCCGAUUGCAUAGUCAGUCUGGUACAUGUGUUUCACCCCACAGAAGAAACUGCAUCAGUUCAUGGGGAGCAUGGUCCGCCUGUAGCUGUUCGAACAGACGAGUAAGAACGUUGCGAAUUGUUACAAACCCUGCAUGUGGUGGGACAGCUUGUCCAACACAACGUACACAGACUGGUACAUGUUUUGGAACACGCAAAAGAAACUGCGUCACUUCAUGGGGAUCAUGGUCUGCUUGCACUUGCUCAAACCGAAGAACAAGAACGUUAAGGAUUGUUUCCCAUCCUGCUUGCGGUGGUGCAGCUUGUCCACCUUUGCAUAGCCAGUCUGGUGCAUGUGUUUCAUCCCGCAGAAGAAACUGCGUCAGUUCAUGGGGAGCAUGGACAGCUUGUAAUUGUUUAAACCAAAGAAAAAGGACAUUGCGGAUAGUUUCUCAACCAGUUUGUGGUGGUACAGCUUGUCCGCCAUUACAUAAUCAGAUUGGAACAUGUUCAGGAAGUUGUACAACAAAAGCAGGUUACUGUGAUGUCAGAUCAGGUCGAUGUAGAUGCAAUUCAGGACGAGCGGGUACCAGAUGUCAAUCGGUAUGUCCUAAAGGAAGAUAUGGUCAUAACUGUGCCAGCCGAUGCAACUGCGUUGCAGGAAUAUCAUGUGAUGCCGCAAAAGGAUAUUGCAAAUGUCCAAUAGGAAGAUCCGGACGAAGAUGUCAAUUCACUUACAAAUGUCCAAGAAGAAACCGAUGUUACACAUUAAAACCAACCUUCAAACCAAUCUUGAAUUAUUGUUAUCUUCAGCAACGAGUCGGUCGACGCCCUGUUAGCUCUAGCUGUCCACGCAGGACUCAUUACGUCGACAGAUGUGUAUGUUACAAAAAUUGCACUCGUGCUACCAUGAUCAAUUUUCGCAAGUGUGUUUGCAGAUGUAAAGCCGCUAAUUCUCUUUCUGUUCCGAGGAUUUAUCGUGGGAAAUACGUGACACGCGCUAUCUGCUGUCCUAGACAUCCGUUUUUCUAAAACUGUGGUUGUCAUAAACCUGUUUCACACUUUUUUUAAAAUAAGCAAACUUUGUUAUUCCGUAUACUAACAUACUUUUAAAUUAAAGGCACAAAAGUCUUUUAGCACACUGUAUUGUCAGCAUGUUGCCUUUUUUUCUUGGAAUAUUUUUAUUAUUAAUAUUCAGAAUUAUUUACCCAGUAUAGCCAUUUUAGUUCCUAUUGCUAUCAUCAAAAGUUCUGCGAAAGGCGUCCUAAUGCUCUUAAAGCACUUUGACCUACGAAAACUGUGCCAGCACAGCAAUCAAUUAACUAGACAACCAUCUUUGGUAUUAUUGGCCUAUUAUUGUGCCGAACAUUAUUCAGAAAGGAUAAAUUCAAACUUUUAUACUCCCUAGCAUGAUUAACUCGAGGUUUAAACCCAAGACCUUCUUCACUGAAAGAGAAUGCUCUACUUCUUAUGAGUAGAAGUAACAUAUAUAGUUGUAUUAUUUUUAACAGUGUAUCUUGAUAUAUACGCAUAACAUACAUAUGCGGAGAUGGUA